This is a messenger RNA of Sardina pilchardus (European sardine), 1581 nucleotides long. Its product is annotated as BOLA class I histocompatibility antigen, alpha chain BL3-7-like. Gene Ontology annotation, cellular component: external side of plasma membrane. Lineage: Eukaryota; Metazoa; Chordata; Actinopteri; Clupeiformes; Clupeidae. The record is from RefSeq and is a predicted model, not a curated record. The coding region runs from base 99 to 1145 and encodes 348 amino acids. Gene Ontology annotation, biological process: immune response. The transcript is spliced from 8 exons.
UUGCCUCAGUGGUAACCAAGAAGUAAGGGAGUAAAAAAUUCAGCCUAGACUAACUCUUUAUGGGUUAGAUAGUCUACACCUAAAGAAGAAAAAGAAAAAUGAAGCUGGCUGUGCUUAUACUACUAGGCGUGUGUUGCUUCCACCAAACAUCUGGAGCAAUCCAUUCCUUGAAAUACUUCCUCACAGCUUCCCAUGAAGUAUCCAACUUUCCGGAGUUUGUAACUGUUGGGAAGGUGGAUGAGGUUCAGUUUUAUCGAUAUGACAGUAUCCGUAAGCGAGGAGCAGGACUGGACUGGAUUAGUAAAGACCCUCAGUACUGGGAACAUGAGACUGCAACAUCCCGGGACACAGAAGAGAGCUUCAAAAACAAUGUCGCCGUAGCGAUGAGUCGAUUUAACCAAACUGGUGGUGUGCACACUGUCCAGAAUAUGUAUGGCUGUCAGUGGAAUGAUGAGAGUGGCGUUACAGAUGGAUUUGAUCAGUGGGGUUAUGAUGGCGAAGACUACGUCACUCUGGAUCUGAAGAAUGUGCAGUACAUUGCUGUAACACCACAGGCUCUCAUCGCAAAGCAUCAGUUAGAGAAUGACAGAGCUAGGAUGGAAUAUGAUAAAAACUACUUCACCCAGCAGUGCAUUGAGUGGCUGAAGGAUUAUCUGCAGGAUGGGAGCAGUAUUCUGAAGAGGAAAGUCCCCCCUGAGGCCAGUCUCCUGCAAAAGGAGUCUGGAGUUAUAUGCCAUGCCACAGGUUUCUACCCUGAGGGCGUGAUGAUCACCUGGAAGAGAGAUGGAGAGGAGAUGCUGGAUGAUGUGGAUGUGGGGGAGACACUGCCCAAUGAGGAUGGAACCUUCCAGAAGAGAGUUGUGCUCACUGUGUCACCUGAAGAGUUGGAGAACAGGGAGUACACCUGUGAGGUGGCUCACAAGAGUGGAGAGACCAUCAUCUUGGUUGAAUCUGAGAUACAGCGCUACAACCUAGAAUCAUCUGUUCCUCUCGGUGCCAUCAUUGGUGUGGUUGUUGUGCUCAUUGUCUUGAUUGCCAUUGUCUUGAUUGCUGGGUUUGUGCUGAGAAAGAAAGAGAAGGGUGGCUUUAUUCGUGCUAACACUGCUGACAGCCAGUCCCAGUUCUCAAAUGAAAAAGCGAGAUGAAGGGCAGAUGGCAAAAGUAAAAUGUUUUUGAUCUGCUGAUCAACAUCCAAAUCUUCAAAAACAUUUAAAAAAAACAACUGCUGUACAGUUGCUAUACAAAAAGAUACUGGUAUUUACCAUUUAUGUGGGAUGUGGUAUAAUUUCUUUCCUCAGAUGUGAAUUUGCUGAUCUGCACCUGAUCAAGCCCUGAUUAUUAAUAUACAAAUUCUUUGUCAUGUAGUAGUUCAUCAUUCUGGAUUUUGAUCAAUGUAAAUGUAAGUUUUUGCUAUUUGCUUUAAGCUUCUAAUCAUUACCAAAUUGCAUAAUGCAAAUUACUAUGGGACAUUUUGGCGGUUUCUGUUUGACUCUUGCUAGUUCACAUCAUGUGAAUUAUUUCUGAUUUGUUCACUGACUUGGUUUAUAAAGAUAAUUAAAGAAAGACGUGUCCUAAAAAAAG